AGCACUGCUUAGCCGAAAUUCAUCAAAACAAAGCUUCUCCAGCCGCCCGAAAUAUUUCGUCCUUCCUCAAUCUCCAUUUUUUCCGAGUACAUAAACUGUUAAAACUGUUUGCGUUUGUUGAGUUGAAUUAAUUUAAAUAUCAACCAUGUCUCCCGGCACGCUAUGGACAAACAAGAAUAAAAACGGAAAGGAGCCGUCCGAGACCAACACCGAAGAAUCGGGCGACGAAAACACCAACGAGGCGGACGAAACCUCGAGCAUUGGAAGUGCGUCUACCACGGACAACACUUCUUCCCGCAGCGCUACACCAGUUCAGCGGGGCGCCAAACGCAAAGGUCGUUUCAGCAACCGGCGAAAGGCGGCAAAAACAAUCGGGAAGCCCCUUUACAAGUUCACGUGCUACGCCAAGGAAGACCACGGCCAGCCCCUCUUUGGCGUUCAGUUCAACCACCACCUCAAGGACGGACAGCCAGUGGUGUUUGCCUGCGUCGGCGCCAACAGAGUGUCCAUCUACGAGUGUCCUGAAGAGGGUGGCAUCAAACUGCUCCAAUGUUACGCCGACACUGACGCAUAUGAAAAUUAUUACACUUGUGCAUGGACCGUGGAUGAGGACAGUGGCCGACCUCUGCUGGCUGUAGCUGGUUCCCGAGGAAUCAUCAGACUUUUCAGUCCUUCGCAGUCUGUAUGCAUCAAACACUACAUCGGUCAUGGACAUGCAGUCAACGAGCUCAAGUUCCACCCUCAGGACCCAAAUUUGCUCCUCUCAGUGUCCAAGGACCACGCUCUCCGGCUGUGGAACAUCAAGACGGACAUAUGCCUUGCAAUUUUCGGUGGCGUCGAGGGCCACCGAGAUGAAGUUUUGAGUGCGGAUUUUGAUUUGCGGGGCGAUCGCAUCAUGUCCUGUGGAAUGGACCACUCGUUGAAGUUGUGGAGCCUGGACAAGCCGCACAUCAAGGAUGCCAUCAAGGAGUCGUACUCUUUCCGAUCUGGCGCCCGACCGUUUAAUUCGUUGAAGGAGCACUUCCCCGAUUUUUCCACUCGAGAUAUUCACCGCAACUACGUCGACUGUGUCCGCUGGCUUGGAGACUUUGUUCUCUCCAAGUCUUGCGAAAACUGCAUCGUCUGCUGGCAGCCGGGGCGUUUGGGCAAGCCUUUGAAGUUGAACGACUCGGCAGUCACUGUGCUCCACCGCUUCGACUACAAAGAAUGCGAAAUUUGGUUUGUCCGCUUUGCUAUGGACCAACGACAGACAACUCUGGCGUUGGGCAAUCAAGUGGGCCGCACUUAUGUGUGGCAGUUCGACCAAGCGGACGAGCCAGGACAAGCUCGAUGCCACCAGCUGCAGCACCCGAAGUGCACAACUGCCAUUCGGCAAACAAGUUUGAGUCGUGACGGCCAAGUGCUGGUGUGCGUGUGCGACGAUGGCUCUGUUUGGCGCUGGGACAGGUGCAGCGGCAACGCCUCCUAAGAGGACAGCUUCUGUAUCCUCUGCGAGACAGACAGCGUCUGCUGCUUCUUGCCCUUUUUCCCUUCGGGCACCAGUACUAGCAGGGGACGAAAGUUUGCCAAAAUGUUUUCUGUGGAUCAAUCAAGCAUUAAUUAUUUCAUUAGCAUUUGGUAGCAUUUUAAGAAUUAGUUUAGAGUAUUUAUGUUUGUAAUAUAAAUUUUUGAUAAUCAAUAAACAAAAAAAAAUUAUUGUAUUUCA
Messenger RNA from Neocloeon triangulifer, 1705 nucleotides. Its product is annotated as polycomb protein eed-A-like. The record is from RefSeq and is a predicted model, not a curated record. Gene Ontology annotation, molecular function: protein binding; nucleosome binding. NCBI's taxonomy places the organism in Eukaryota, Metazoa, Arthropoda, Insecta, Ephemeroptera, Baetidae. The transcript has 5 exons. Bases 146 to 1468 code for a protein of 440 amino acids. Gene Ontology annotation, biological process: negative regulation of transcription by RNA polymerase II. Gene Ontology annotation, cellular component: ESC/E(Z) complex.